This is a messenger RNA of Adineta ricciae, 240 nucleotides long. The record is from the annotation of a GenBank genome assembly. Lineage: Eukaryota; Metazoa; Rotifera; Eurotatoria; Adinetida; Adinetidae.
AUGUUAUUUGUUGAGAAUUUCACGACAACGUAUAACAAUGACAUUAUUACAACAGAUGAACCGUUGACAACAAAUAUUACCGAGCAUGUUCUGUGCCAUCCGCAAGAAAAGAAGAGAAAAGAAUUUCUAAAGGAUGAAAAAACUUGGGCUCAUCCAUUCGAAGAUAUUCUUGUCGUUGUUGAUGAAAUCAAAUCAGUUGAAUUAACCGAAAUUCGGCCAACAACAACAAUUCCUACUUAA